Saxophila tyrrhenica is the source of this 945-nucleotide messenger RNA. RefSeq lists its product as uncharacterized. Bases 1 to 945 code for a protein of 314 amino acids. The record is from RefSeq and is a predicted model, not a curated record. Lineage: Eukaryota; Fungi; Ascomycota; Dothideomycetes; Mycosphaerellales; Extremaceae. The transcript has a single exon. Gene Ontology annotation, biological process: negative regulation of protein K48-linked deubiquitination; negative regulation of proteasomal ubiquitin-dependent protein catabolic process; negative regulation of protein ubiquitination. Gene Ontology annotation, molecular function: K48-linked polyubiquitin modification-dependent protein binding. Gene Ontology annotation, cellular component: nucleus; cytoplasm.
AUGUCAUCAGACCUGGAUCAGCUGGCCGACAUGGGCUUCGACCGCGAGAAAGCACAGAUGGCGCUCAAGAAAGGCGGCAAUCUCCCCUCAGCUAUCGACUGGCUGGACAAGAACGCCGACAAGUCCAUGGAGGACCUAAAGGCGGACGAGGGAGAGGAAGAAUCUGCACUACCACAGGCCGGCGCUUCCGCGAACAGCAUGGUCUGCAACGACUGCGGGAAGAGGUUCCGGAACAUGACAGCAGCACAAGCACACGCGGAGCGGACGGGCCAUGAUGACUUCGCGGAGAGUAAUGAGGAGAUCGCGCCCUUGACAGAGGAGGAGAAGAAGGCCCAGCUGGAGUUGGCCAAGCAAAGGAUGAUGGAGAGGAAGGCAAAGCAGGCGGAUGAGGACAAGGCAGCGGCGAAGCGCAAUGACGAGAUCAAGCGCAAGCAUACCAAGGAGAGCGAGGAUGCGAAGGAGGACCUGAAGAAGAAGGAGCAGAUCAAGGAAGCACAACAAAAGAAGAAGGAGAAGGCAGACGACAUCGCGGCGAAGAAGAGGAUCAAAGACAAGAUCGAGGCUGACAAGGCGGAGCGUAAGCGGAAAGCAGAUGAGGAGAAGGCAAUGCGUGCAAACCCGGCUGCAUACGACCCUCAAGGCGCUGGCUCUGCUGCUGCUCCUGGUGGUGCUGGUGCUGCACUGGCGAGUGCACAAGCUGCAAAACCCAAGGCCACACACUCCGAAGCCCGCCUACGAUUACAAACACCAGGCGGCAACGUGAUGAAGAACUUCCCAGCCGAGACGACACUCUUCGAAGUUGCGCACGCAUUGCAAGAGGAAAGCGGUGUCCAGGCGAGCACCUUCACGCAAAACUUCCCAAAAAAGGUAUUCGACCAAGGCGACUUCGGGAUGACUCUGAAGGAGGCAGGGCUGGUGCCGUCUGCGGCACUCAUCGUGCAGUAG